This is a messenger RNA of Pestalotiopsis fici W106-1, 465 nucleotides long. RefSeq lists its product as uncharacterized. The coding region runs from base 1 to 465 and encodes 154 amino acids. NCBI's taxonomy places the organism in Eukaryota, Fungi, Ascomycota, Sordariomycetes, Amphisphaeriales, Sporocadaceae. The transcript is spliced from 3 exons. The record is from RefSeq and is a predicted model, not a curated record.
AUGUCAGCACUCCUACUUUCGCGGACUGCCUUUCGCAGCCGGGCAGUCGGCGCCGGCAUUGGUCUUUCCAUUGGCUCCGUUCUCGCUUAUAGACAGCCGCGUCUGCGCAUGGAUUCUCGCUCCGUGCCUCAUCCCUCGACGCGGGAGGCUGCCACCACCACGCCGCCCAAGGACCGUCUCGACCCUGAAAUCAUUAAGCAGUUGUCCGGCGGAAGCAUCACAGGAUUCCUGAGUGGCCUUGUGAUAUCCGUGUUUUCAAAGACGCUGGUACUCCUAUUGGGAGUUUCUGUUGUUUUGGUUCAGGUGGCUGCAAGAUACGGCAUUGAUCUCACCAAGCAAUUACGCUUGAGGGAACGACUAGGAAACUCGCGCGUCUUGGCAGCCUUGGAAAAGGACCCAGCAUUCAAGUUGUCCUUUGGAUUCUUCUUCGCCAUGUCGGCAUUUAUGAAGUUUCAAAAUUUGUAA